ACAUGGAUCGCAGCGCAGGAAUCAAAUCAACGAGAAAUACUAUACAAUACUAUACUAGAAACUAGAACUAGACUAGACUAGAAAUUUCUAGUAGCGAAGGAAAAGCGUGAAACAAUGUCAUGUCGCGACUCGACAUGUUAGAAGGAGCUAAAUCAAUAGGUGCCGGAGCUGCUACAAUUGCUUUAGCGGGAGCUGCUGUCGGUAUUGGAAUUAUUCGGACCAUUUUUCCUAGUGUCAUUCCAUUGUUCAUUGCGAAUCUCAAAAAGAGAAUUUUGAAUGUCUCCUCCUUUUUUGAUUUUCUGCAAUUGAAAUAUCCAUAUUGGAUCUUCUUUUUUAAAAUUUCCAUUUUCGUUUUUCUAGUCUUUUUGCGUAUAAUCCUCCCCCUAGGACUACUUUUCUCCCAUCUGGCUUGCUCCUCCGCUUUUUUUCUUAUAACACUGCCGCCAGAGAUUCAAAACCCACAGGCUCUAGCUCAUUUAGAAGGGCUAAACUUCUAUCUGAGCCUUACGAGCAGAUCCGAGUGGGUUGCGUUCAUUCAGCAGGAGCUGAAUCACAACACCCCUCUGGAGGACAUACCUGGGCGGCUAAGGCUCUUCCUAAUGGAAGAAAGGACAUCAAGCCUCAAACUUGAUCUAAUUCAGGAAUUUCUUUCACAGUACGCGAGGAACGAAGCCGUACUUCCCGUCGAGCCCUACCUUUUGGAGCAGGCGCUUCGUUCCUAUUUAGAUUUUAUUCGUGGAACAGAUAAUUUCUCCAUUCUCCAGGCAGCUUAUCAGGAUCUGCGGGAGAAUGAGGGAGGAUCUGUUUUUUUUUCUGAAGUUGUUUCGCACAACCGUGAUUUCCUGGAAGCCCAAAGCGCCAAAAGGACGUGGAUAGAGGCGGAACGGAGAUGGUUGUAUAAAAAAAUAACAAUUGCUACAGCAAGGCUCGAAAGAGCUGAAUUCCUACAUACACAACUAAUCUUCCAAUGGGAAGAUCAACUGAGGGGGAGGAAUAUUAAUAUUAAUGAUAUGCCGCUUGGAUCUGCAAAUGACCAGGCGUGAUCAGUCUCUUAGACGGUUUAAAAACCACUUUUUCAUACUUUCAAAGCAACAAGCACCUUUAUGUGACCUAACAGGACUUUUGAAUUAACUCAGUGAUUUUGCAGACGGAGGAGAGGAAAUGAAAGCAGAAGAAGUUAUCGAAACUCGGAACCACAUGUUCAAUCUUU
Panicum hallii is the source of this 1210-nucleotide messenger RNA. RefSeq lists its product as uncharacterized. The record is from RefSeq and is a predicted model, not a curated record. Lineage: Eukaryota; Viridiplantae; Streptophyta; Magnoliopsida; Poales; Poaceae.